This is a messenger RNA of Xiphophorus couchianus (Monterrey platyfish), 1633 nucleotides long. RefSeq names its product GIPC PDZ domain containing family, member 3 (gene gipc3). NCBI's taxonomy places the organism in Eukaryota, Metazoa, Chordata, Actinopteri, Cyprinodontiformes, Poeciliidae. The record is from RefSeq and is a predicted model, not a curated record. Bases 195 to 1190 code for a protein of 331 amino acids. Gene Ontology annotation, molecular function: protein binding. The transcript is spliced from 7 exons.
GAGCGGUGGAGUGGUUGUAGUUGUCUCGUUUUUGCCAAGAAGAGAAAAAAGUUCGACAAGUUCUUCAUCUGCCUCCUCCUUGUUUUGCCGCCAGCAGAGCUUGUUACCAGCAAACGAGCCGAAAUAGACACCAGUCUGUUCUGGACUUACCAAGCUGCUAACUAGCAGGGUGGAUCAAACCCAAGCUGGGACCGAUGCAGAACGGGGAGGUUAUGAGCCCGCAGGACUCCAAGGCAUUGGGGGAUGAGGCCAUGAAGGACCACAAGGCCCCUUGCCAGAAUCAGGGAUGCAUGGAGCCCACAGCUCCUCCACUUCCUCCCCCAUCACCGCCAUCAGCAGGGCCACCAGAGUACCCGAGACCCAGACUUAUCUUCCACACCCAGCUGGCUCAUGGGAGCCCAACAGGGCGCAUUCAUGGAUUCACCAAUGUCAAGGAACUGUAUGCCAAGAUUGCAGAGGUGUUCAACAUCUCUCCGUCAGAGAUCCUUUUCUGUACCCUAAACUCUCAUAAAGUGGACAUGCAGAAACUUCUUGGAGGACAAAUUGGACUGGAGGAUUUCAUCUUUGCUCAUGUCAGAGGGGAAACAAAAGAAGUGGAGGUGACAAAGACCGAGGAUGCAUUAGGUCUCACUAUCACAGACAAUGGAGCUGGAUAUGCUUUUAUCAAGAGAAUAAAAGAGGGCAGCACCAUUGACCGACUGAAGGCUGUUUGUGUCGGUGACCACAUCGAAGCCAUUAAUGACCAGAGCAUUGUAGGAUGUCGACACUAUGAGGUCGCCAAGAUGCUAAAGGAGCAACCAAGAGGCCUCCCUUUCACUCUUCGCCUUGUGGAGCCCAAGAAAGCCUUUGACAUGAUUGGAAUGAGAACUAAAGCGCCAAAAUCUAAUGAGGGAAAGCUGGUGAACGGGAGAGAGACUCUUCGGCUUCGGUCUAAGGGGGCGGCUACAGUUCAGGAAGUGAGUGAAUUUGAAGAACAGGCCACAAGGAAAGUGGACGAUCUCUUGGAGAGCUAUAUGGGGAUCAGAGACCUGGAGCUGGCAACCACCAUAGUGGAAGCAGGCAAGAACAAGAAGAACCCUGAUGACUUUGCUGAGGCCCUGGAUUCUGUUCUGGGAGAUUUUGCUUUUCCUGAUGUGUUUUUGUUUGAUGUUUGGGGAGCCAUUGGAGAUGUUAAAAAUGGCAGAAUUUAGAUAUUAACACCAUUGAGAGUAUUAUAUCUGUUUAUUGGUAAAUCCGGUUGCACAAAAAAGAACAUAGUUGUUUUAGUCCUUGGUUGAUUUUUUUGUCACUUUCCAACAUAAUCACAAGGAUCAUCAUAAAUUCAACAAUCUUCCUUUGGGCUUUUGAGUGUGCCCCCAGAGGAUCAUCACUGUAACACUAUAACACAAAAUAAAUGCAACACAGAAAACUCAGAAGUACUUUGAAAUUCCUUUCUACUUCAUGUGCAUUCACAUUUUUAUGUUUAAAUCAAAACUUACAAAAGGUUUAGGCCCCUCCCUCUAACACUUAUGGACCAUCAUAAAAACACUUAAAAUUAGAUAGUAGACAUCUACAAACAAUCUAGGAAUCUAAGAAGUUAAAAAAUACCAGUAAACUAAAAUUUCCCAGUAGAAACCUGCAGGGCACAACAAAA